AUGUUUGAUAGAUUAGAUUUUUUAAUCAUAAACAGUUAUUUAAUUAUUCAAUGUAAUGAAAAUGAAAUUCAAUCGAUUGGUUCAGUAACAUCAUUUGAAGAGUUAGAGGCAAAUUUAAAAUGUUCGAAUAAAAAUAAAUUACUACAACAUACAAUUGAUAAUGUACAAGUUAUUAAUUUUUCAAAAGUCAUUUUUAAGUGUAUUGGAGAUAAAAAAAUUCGAAUUACUGGACAUUUUGUUAGAUCAAAAUCAUCCCUUGAUAAAAGCAAGAAUGGAGUAGAGUGGCCCUUUAUUCAUACAGAAAUUAAAACAACAUCACCCAUCAAAAUGAAAUUUUUGGACAAAAAAGAAAUUGAUAUUAUACUUGAUGAAAUAAGUUUGAGUGAAUUGGCUAAGGAAAACGAUAUUUACAUUUACAUGGAUUUUGUUAAUCGUCCAAUGGUUUGUAGUUUCUUUUGGCAAGGUAUCGACAAGAAUACACAUGGCAAGUCUUGUGAUAACAUCCCUGUCAAAGAUUUUCAAAGUCCAACAUGUUAUUACAAGGUCAACAAUACAGUAGCACCUUCACGCAAAGAACUCGAAGAUAUCAUUAACGAAGUUUCUCCUUAUUAUUAUGAUAAAGAUCCAUCGAUUAAUUAUAUCUAUAUAGGACCUAACUCUGGUUCUUCAAACAAUGGAGUUUUGAAUAAUGCAACCAUAGGUGCAAAUAGUAUUACAAUACAAAACAAUAAAAAUCCAACAGGAAGUAAAAAGAAAUCAAAUAAAAAUCCAGUAGUAAUUGCAAUUAGUGAUAAAUCAAACAAUAAAACUCAAUCAAAUAAUGAGAAGAAAAACUCCAAGACAAUUCUAAUUCUUCUUAUAAUUUUUAUUUGUUUAAUUCUUAUUGUUAUUUCAAUUAUUUUUUAUUAUAAAGAAUUUUUAAAAAAUAAUAAUGAAUUAACAAAAAAUGAUAGUAAUACAUCAAAUGAAAGUCAAAUAUCCGUAUUAUCAAAUCCAACUGAAUUAAACAAUGAUGAUCUCAUUAUUCCUUCAUUAGAACAAAUCAAAAAUGAUAAACAACAAACUAUGCAACGAACAGCUACGAAUUGGUUCGAAUUAGAAGAAGAAAUUUAA
Messenger RNA from Adineta steineri, 1113 nucleotides. Lineage: Eukaryota; Metazoa; Rotifera; Eurotatoria; Adinetida; Adinetidae. The record is from the annotation of a GenBank genome assembly.